UGUCUUUGGCCUGUGCUGGUUUUUCUUGGGUCCCACCAUAUGUUCACCAUCUUUGUAAAUCUAAAUAGGGGACCAUUAGUCAUCAAAAUUUCUGAAUACAGAUUCAGGAGUUAGCUAUUCACUUCUCCAUUUCUAUUCUCUUUCUCCUGCCUGCCUGCCUCCUCUCUUGUAUUAUAUGUUUGCAAGUUGUGGUGACUAGUCCAACUUGCUUUUGUGUGUCACGUGUGACAUUCUGUACAAUUUUCCUUAGGUUAAAUUCAGUGCUCUUUUUUCUCUUAUAUAUAACACACUUCAUGAUCUGCUAGAAAGGAAAAAGAGAUUAUAAAAAGCUUUGUUUGUUUGAUCCUUUGAGUUUCUAGUGCUUGUGCUUUUUGCUUAAACUUUCCAAUAUUCUAAAGUGAGGUUUCUUUGGAAGAAACAUUAUAUUUCUCAUCUUCUUCUUUUGUUGGUCCUUUUUUUCUUUCUUGGCCUUUCAAACUACUUUUCUCGUCCAUACUCUCACCCCAUUUGUCCUCAUAUAUGAUGAAAACAAAAUAGUUGGGUUAAAAAGAAGGAGUAGAAAGCAAAAGGCAAAGAGAGAUGGCAUUAGAGACAGUGAUUUACCCUCAAGAAUCAUUUGGGUACAGUUGCAAAGAGUACUAUAUUCCAGCUAAUUUGAGUAAUUAUAAUUAUGAGUUGGGUUUUUUACAAGGAGAAGAAGAAAUGACUUUUACAAGUCUGUUGGAUACUGGCAAUUAUGAUAGUAAUAACAAUAGGGAGUCUUCAUCUUCACCAGUGAUGUACAACAACAAUGAGAAAGAAUAUAGUUGGGAUCCAAAUUAUUCUUCUAUCGAAGAUUCUCCUAAUGUUAAUCAGCUGCUUAUGGAAGCUUCUCCGGCCAUGAUGGAACCGCCGCCGCCGGCCAGAGCCGCCACCGUUUCCGGCCGCCGGAAAAGAAGACGAACUAGAAGUUGUAAAAACAAGGAAGAAUUGGAGAACCAGAGAAUGACUCACAUUGCUGUUGAACGCAACCGUCGUAAGCAGAUGAAUGAAUACCUUGCUGUUAUUCGAUCUUUGAUGCCACCUUCCUACGUUCAAAGGGGUGACCAAGCAUCAAUAAUUGGAGGAGCCAUAAACUUUGUGAAGGAGCUAGAACACCAUCUUCAAACCCUAGAAGCUCAAAAGAUAACUCAUUCUCAACAACAACAACAACAACAAUCGGAUUGCCAUGGCUCAUUAUCAACUCCACUAUUUGCUGAUUACUUCAGUUUUCCACAGUACUCAACUCAUUCAAAUCAUUCCAACAGUUCUACUCCGGCAGAUGCUGCGGCAGCCACCACAUGUGACUCUCCAUUGGCCGCCGAAAAACAGUUAGCGUUGGCGGAGAUAGAAGUGACCAUGGCGGAGAGCCAUGCCAAUCUCAAGAUACUCUCAAAGAGAAGGCCAAAACAGCUCUUGAAAAUGGUAGCUGGGCUUCAGUGUCUAUGGCUCACCGUUCUCCAUCUCAAUGUCACCACUGUUGACCAUAUGGUUCUUUAUUCCCUCAGUCUCAAGCUAGAGGAAGGGUGCCAGUUAACUACUGCAGAUGAAAUUGCUGACGCUGUUAAUCAAUUGCUCGGUCGAAUCCAAGAGGAAGCUGCUUCAAGCUAAAAAUAAUAAUAAGAAGAAAAAAAUUCGCCCUUUUGCUGUACGGAGUUUAAUCAUUCUCAUAAUGUUCGCUUUUUUUAUUUCUGGGUUUCAAUUUCUUGUACAAGAUCCUAACAUCUACUUGGCUCUAGCAAAAAUUAAUAACGCGCAGCUAUAACCAGCUUUUGACUUUAUGUUACUUUGUAAUUGUUUUUAAGCAACUCUGGAUCGGAGUGGUUUAGUUAGAAUUAGACAUUAAAUGUUAAUUUCA
This is a messenger RNA of Nicotiana tabacum (common tobacco), 1876 nucleotides long. Its product is annotated as transcription factor bHLH96. The record is from RefSeq and is a predicted model, not a curated record. Gene Ontology annotation, molecular function: protein dimerization activity; DNA-binding transcription factor activity. NCBI's taxonomy places the organism in Eukaryota, Viridiplantae, Streptophyta, Magnoliopsida, Solanales, Solanaceae. Gene Ontology annotation, biological process: positive regulation of DNA-templated transcription; stomatal complex development; guard cell differentiation. Gene Ontology annotation, cellular component: nucleus.